Messenger RNA from Closterium sp. NIES-65, 483 nucleotides. The record is from the annotation of a GenBank genome assembly. NCBI's taxonomy places the organism in Eukaryota, Viridiplantae, Streptophyta, Zygnematophyceae, Desmidiales, Closteriaceae.
AUGAGCGCCUAUCUCUAUGGGCGCCUAUCUCUAUGGGCGCCUAUCUCUUUGGGCGCCUAUCUCUAUGGGCGUCUAUCUCUAGGGGCGCCUAUCUCUAGGGGUGCCUAUCUCUAUGGGCGCCUAUCUCUAGGGGAGCCUAUCUCUAGGGGCGCCUAUCUCUAUGGGCGCCUAUCUCUAUGGGCGCCUAUCUUUAGCGGGCGCCUAUCUCUAGGGGCGCCUAUCUCUAUGGGCGCCUAUCUCUAUGGGCGCCUAUCUCUAGGGGCGCCUAUCUCUAGGGGCGCCUAUCUCUAUGGGCGCCUAUCUCUAUGGGCGCCUAUCUCUAUGGGCGCCUAUCUCUAUGGGCGCCUAUCUCUAUGGGCGCCUAUCUCUAUGGGCGCCUAUCUCUAUGAGCGCCUAUCUCUAUGGGCGCCUAUCUCUAUGGGCGCCUAUCUCUAUAGGCGCCUAUCUCUAGGGGUGCCUAUCUCUGUGGGCGCCUAUCUCUAG